Molecule: messenger RNA, 866 nt
Organism: Drosophila elegans
Lineage: Eukaryota; Metazoa; Arthropoda; Insecta; Diptera; Drosophilidae
Gene: Fcp3C
Product: follicle cell protein 3C-1
Exons: 3
Coding region: 50-829 (259 amino acids)
Source: RefSeq, a predicted model, not a curated record
AAUGGAUGGUGCCACAAGCAGAAGUAUUCAGUGAGUCGGAAAUUACAAAAUGGCUGCCUUUAAGAAUUCCCUGCUGCUUUUGGUCCUUUUGCUGGCCAUCCAUUUGGAGGCCUCGAAAAUAGUGUACAAGAAGCCGCUCUACGGAAAUGGUAAUACGCUCAAGGAGAAACGUCUGCGGAGUAAGGGCCUCAAACCGGAAACCACCACAAUUGGCAGCACUACCGAAGCAGAUUGGCUCACUGCCGUGGAGUUUGUGAUUGUGACAACGCCCAGAAAUGAUUUGGAGACCAGUUCGGAAUUGAAUAAUAAUAAUGCCAGCACCACGGAAUCGAUUGUCGGAGAUGUCGCAACUAAGACGGUAGUAGAAAAUUCUACUACAUUGGCCGAACCAUCCCCAAUACCGCUGAUGACGACCACCACAUCGAGCAGUUUGGCCAGCACAAUUCCCUCACCACCGACGCCAGGAUCAGCGGUAAUACCCCAGCAGGAUAAUCAGCCAGUUCCUUGCACUUGCGGCGUUUUCCUCUCCUCGCAAAUUCCCAAUGGCUUGCCGACAAAGCCAUUGAUCCACCAGGAAUUGGAUCAAAUGUUCCCCUGCAAUGCCAUCGGUCGCAAACAGUGUCAAACUAAGUGUCUGGAGGCGAUCGUUCAACAUCUGCCGAAUUCCGCAAAUAUUGUUUGCUCCACAUUGGGUCACGAUUGUCACAAGGAACGUGCCUAUUUGUUCAUCAAAAACUGUCACAACCAAUGGGUUAAUACCAAUCUGCAGGCGGGCAGGGAAUACUGUUGUCGCGGAGGAAACCCCUACCGGUGUCCUUUAUUGGGUUAAAACUGUGGAAAUUCAAUAAAUGAUUGAUACAAAAAUA